CUUGGGCUUCUUUUUUGUCUUUUUUUUUCCUUCCUUUUUUAUCCGUUGCUGCCAGUUUCAUCAUGCUCGAUCUGUUUACCAUCUUGACCAAAGGUGGUUUUGUGCUUUGGCAACGCAAUUUUGCACCUUUAGCAGGCACACCCGUCGACGCACUCAUACAAAACGUUCUAAUUGAAGAACGCGCAGGCACUGACUAUUACAUAAAAGACAGUUAUGCGCUCAAAUGGACAUUUGCCAAUGAAGUCGACCUCAUCUUUAUCGUGGCGUAUCAAAAAAUUCUCCAGCUAGCCUACAUCGAUGAACUUCUGGAGACCGUGAAACGGCUCUUUACCGAUACUUUCGCCGAUGCGCUUCAAGUGGAUCAAGGCAUUCACGGAGACUAUUCAUCGUUUAAUCCUUUAUUCAAUAAAGUACUAUUGCAAGUCGAAGACAAGUACGCGUCGAACCGUUCAAGAGCGCCGCGUCGAUUCGAGGAAACCAAGAAAUACGAGAAUACCCUGAUGGGAUCAAAAGCAAAUACAAAUGCUGGAAAUGCACCGUCGGUCUUUACAAAUACGAAUAGAUCGGUCGAUGAAGAUGAGAUUACGAAAAAUAUCAAGGCUCUAAAACUUCAAGCGAGUCCUCGUAUGGGUGGCAAAAGCCGGAAAUCCGGGAAGGGAUCAGCUAAAACAGCUUCGAAUGCAUCACCUACCUUGUCCGAUGACACUGCCGGGAAAAAGAAGAAAUCGCAAAAACAACUACGUGUAUGGGAUGGACAAAUUGCAAAGGGCGAAAUGGAAGCAUUAGACUAUUCUAAUUCGGGCAACAACACUGUUAAUGCAGACGAAGCAAGCGUCAUGGCCCAGUUUGUGGAUGAAAGCAAACUUGGAAAAAAGAACAAGCAGGGUAUCUAUGAAGUUCAGGAUGUCGAAGUGGAAAUUGACGACGAGGAUGACGAAGACAAUGAUGACGAGGACACACCCGUCCACGAAGCAUCCACCAACACCGGUGGCAUGUUUUCCUUUCUGAAAAACAUUACCGGACAACGGGAAUUGGAUGCCCAGACCUUGGAUCCCGUGCUGGCGACGAUGAAGGAACACUUGAUCAAUAAGAAUGUUGCGAGCGACAUUGCUGAACAUUUAUGCCAAAGUGUAAAGACUAGCUUAAUGGGAAAGAAACUGGGCAACUUUGAAAGAGUCUCCACUGCCGUACGAAAUAGCAUGGAAGCCGCCUUGAAACGCAUCUUGACACCCAAAACUUCACUGGAUAUUCUUCGCGAUAUUGAACAAUCAAGAGCCAAUAACCGACCCUACACUAUUACUUUUAUCGGUGUGAACGGCGUAGGAAAAUCAACAAAUCUUAGCAAAGUGUGCUUCUGGUUAUUACAGAACAAUUGCAAAAUCUUGAUUGCAGCAUGUGACACUUUCCGCAGUGGGGCUGUGGAACAGCUUCGUGUCCAUGCUCGUAAUCUACGGGCCCUUCAAACGAGUGGAGGAGGUAUCGUCGAACUCUUUGAACGCGGGUACGGCAAAGACUCGGCCGGUAUUGCUAAGGAUGCCAUCAGUUACGCGACUGUGAACCAUUUUGAUGUGGUACUUAUCGACACAGCCGGUCGUAUGCAAGAUAAUGAACCUUUGAUGCGAGCAUUAUCGAAAUUGGUGUCUGUGAACAAUCCCGACAAGAUCAUCUUUGUGGGUGAAGCGCUCGUUGGUAACGAGGCCGUGGAUCAGCUUACCAAAUUCAAUCAAGCCCUGAAAGAUUUCUCCGGGCUGCAAAAUCCGCGACACAUCGAUGGCAUGAUCCUCACCAAAUUCGAUACCAUUGAUGACAAAGUGGGCGCGGCGUUAUCGAUGACCUACAUUACUGGUCAACCUAUCUAUUUCGUAGGAACUGGCCAGACAUACACCGAUCUUAAAAACCUUAGAGUUACCCAUGUUGUGAAUAGUCUUCUUCGUCAGUGAGACAAAAAAAAACCAAAAAAAAAAGCAAAACAACAUAAAAAAGGACAGGAACUUGUAUUUAUAUGCUUAGUUUUAUACAGUAUUAUUUCGUUUGCUAUUACCAAAAAAAAAUCUAACCAAGUUGUUCGUUUGUCACUCCUUCUCUAUUUCAAUUGGGAUUAAC
Radiomyces spectabilis is the source of this 2103-nucleotide messenger RNA. Its product is annotated as signal recognition particle, alpha subunit, N-terminal-domain-containing protein. The transcript has 9 exons. Gene Ontology annotation, biological process: SRP-dependent cotranslational protein targeting to membrane. The record is from RefSeq and is a predicted model, not a curated record. NCBI's taxonomy places the organism in Eukaryota, Fungi, Mucoromycota, Mucoromycetes, Mucorales, Radiomycetaceae. Gene Ontology annotation, cellular component: endoplasmic reticulum membrane; signal recognition particle receptor complex. Gene Ontology annotation, molecular function: GTP binding; ATP hydrolysis activity; GTPase activity. The coding region runs from base 63 to 1940 and encodes 625 amino acids.